This is a messenger RNA of Exserohilum turcica Et28A, 531 nucleotides long. RefSeq lists its product as uncharacterized. Gene Ontology annotation, cellular component: eukaryotic 43S preinitiation complex. The transcript has 3 exons. Gene Ontology annotation, molecular function: ribosomal small subunit binding; RNA binding; translation initiation factor activity. Bases 1 to 531 code for a protein of 176 amino acids. Gene Ontology annotation, biological process: translational initiation. The record is from RefSeq and is a predicted model, not a curated record. NCBI's taxonomy places the organism in Eukaryota, Fungi, Ascomycota, Dothideomycetes, Pleosporales, Pleosporaceae.
AUGGUGACUCAGGCUGGAUGCGAGACGGUCGAGGAAGACGAGCGAGGAGGAGAUUGGUGGCUGCUCCUCUGCUCCCUCACACCAACACCAACUCCGCUGCCUUUCAUCCACCCCGCUCUUUCGCCCCCCUGCCCCGCCUGCCCCUAUCUGCCCCAGCAAAUCGCGCCAGUCGAUUUCAUGACCACGGACAUCCAGAAUCUCAAGUCCUUCGAUCCGUUCGCGGAGGUCGACGAUGCUGGAGGCGAAGUAAAGUCCACGCAGCAGAACUACAUCCACAUCCGUAUACAGCAGCGCAAUGGUCGUAAGACCCUAACUACGGUCCAAGGCCUACCCAAGAAGUUUGACCAGAAGAAGAUCCUCAAAGUCAUCAAGAAGAAGUUCGCCUGCAAUGGCACCGUCGUCGCAGACAGUGAGAUGGGCGAGGUGAUCCAGCUCCAGGGCGACCAACGCAAGGAUGUUAUGGACUUCUUGACCGACAAGAAGGAAGGCCUGGGCCUUGAUGGCAAGACCAUCAAGGUCCACGGCUUCUAA